This is a messenger RNA of Panonychus citri (citrus red mite), 1892 nucleotides long. Its product is annotated as probable medium-chain specific acyl-CoA dehydrogenase, mitochondrial. Gene Ontology annotation, molecular function: flavin adenine dinucleotide binding; medium-chain fatty acyl-CoA dehydrogenase activity. The transcript has 2 exons. The coding region runs from base 330 to 1622 and encodes 430 amino acids. The record is from RefSeq and is a predicted model, not a curated record. Gene Ontology annotation, cellular component: mitochondrion. NCBI's taxonomy places the organism in Eukaryota, Metazoa, Arthropoda, Arachnida, Trombidiformes, Tetranychidae. Gene Ontology annotation, biological process: medium-chain fatty acid catabolic process; fatty acid beta-oxidation.
AAUUAGAAAACUUUGAUUACCAAAGAAAAAAAAUGACGAGUAAGAGAAAAAAAAUUCUUUCUUUUUCUCUACAAAUAGAAUAACUUUAUUACCGAAGUGAACAGAUGAUCGACAAGAAGAAGAUGAAUACUGGUUUUGUUUAUAUUCUUUCUCACCACAACAAUUUAAUGUAAUUUUCUUUUCUAUUUUAAAAACAAUCAAUUGUUUCCCUAAUUGUGACGGUCAAAUUUCCCCCAUCAACAGUUUUCUAAAUUUAAUUGUUUUAAAACAGUGAAAAGGGUUAAGUGUUUUCAUUUGUUUCUAUUUGGAAUCUUUUGUUUAUGUAAAUCAUGUCAUCUCUUUAUCAUUUAUCCAAAGGCCUUUCGCUGGUCCGGUCAAAUGGUUGGUCAAUUGGAUUACCUGGUGUAGUUAAUUGUAAAAGAUUAUCUCAUGGAUCAGCGUCUUCUUCUGGUUAUUGUUUUGAACCCUCAGAGGAAUCUAAAAGUUACAUUGAAUUGGCCAAUAAAUUUGUCAAAGAGGAAGUGAUUCCGGUCGCUGGUCAGUAUGAUAAGAGUGGUGAAUACCCUUGGCCGGUGAUUAAAAAGGCUCAUUCAGUUGGCCUGAUGAACCUUUUCAUUCCUGGUAAAUAUGGUGGACCGGGAUUAUCUCUAUUGGAUAAUCUUUUAAUCUCUGAGGAAAUUGCUUAUGGUUGCACUGGAUUUGGAACUGCUCUGGUUACCAAUGCUCUUGCCGGAUCACCGAUUCUACUUCAUGGUUCUGAACAAUUAAAGUCUAAAUAUUUAACUUGGUUAACUAAGGAACCAAUCAUGGGAUCUUAUUGUGUUACUGAACCUGGAACUGGAUCUGAUGUUUCCGGUUUAAAGACUAGAGCUGAGAAAGAUUCAAAUGGCAAUUGGAUUAUCAAUGGACAGAAAAUGUGGAUCACCAAUGGUGGACAAAGUUCAUUUUAUUUUGUUCUUACCCGAACCAAUCCCGAUCCAAAGGUUAAACAAUCUGAAGCUUUCACUGGUUUUGUGGUCAAUCGAGAUACUCCAGGAAUUACCGUUGGUCGUAAAGAGGAAAAUAUGGGUCAGAGGUGUUCGGACACCAGAGGAAUUACCUUCGAAAAUGUUGUGGUUCCUCCCGAAAAUAUGGUCGGUCAAGAGGGUAAAGGUUUCGUCGUUGCCAUGUCCGCUUUUGAUUUUACUCGACCUGCUGUCGCUUCGAUGGCCGUUGGUUUAGCUCGAAGAUGUCUUGAUGAGGCCACUAAAUAUGCUCUAGAGCGUAAAGCUUUCGGACAGCCGAUCGCCAAUCACCAGGCCAUACAAUUCAAAUUAGCUGACAUGAUUAUUGGCAUUGAAACUGCUCGACUAGCUUAUCUUAAGGCCGCUUGGAUGCACGAUAAUGGUAUUAAAAAUACUUUAAUGGCUUCGAUUGCUAAAUGUUACGCUGCCUCGAUCGCUAAUCGUUCAGCUACCGAAGCAGUUCAAACCUUUGGUGGUGCAGGAUUUAAUUGUGACUAUCCAGUUGAGAAAUUAUAUCGAGAUGCUAAAAUCUUACAAAUCUACGAGGGAACAGAGGAAAUACAAAAAAUAGUAAUCGCAAGGGAACAUAUCAAACGAAUGGUUAAUUUGGUCGGUUAAUUAACAAUCCAACAAUCUCAAAAUGAUUUAUAUUAUCAACCAACUAUUACCAAUAAUAGAUGAUCAAAAAUCUCAACUAUUUGGUCCAACGGAAACGUAAAAAACUCUUAUACUAAUUUGAUUUAUACAAAUUGAUUUGUACAAAUUUUUAAACUUCUCAAGAAAUUAACUGAUCAACAUUUAUAUUAUUUACUUAUAAUUAUAUUGUCAUAAUCAAUUUUAUUUCUGGACAAAAUCAAUAUGGAAAUAAACUCAUAGAGUCAAAUUUAA